CACAUAUUUGUCUCUCUCUCUCUCACAUUAAAUUUUGAAUUAAAUCACCUUGGAUUACACUGGGCAUCAGUCAUCUCCUAAAAGAAGCACCUCUACAUAUGGGUCUUGAAUGGAUAACCAGCAACCGGGAAUAUUUCUAGUGCAAGCAAGGAUGAUGCCCAUUUCAGUGUUUGACUGCAUCUCCUUGACCGUGUAUUCCUUCACCUUCCUGCUUGGCCUCCCUGCCAACCUUCUGGUCUUCUUUGUCUAUGUGCGUAAAGCUCAAAAACAUGGCGCUACUCCUAAUGUGGUUUAUACUAUCAACUUGUGCUUCUCCAACCUUAUCUUGGUUGCCUGGAUGCCUGUAAAGUCCGCCUACACGGUUCUUGAUAUAUGGAUCCUACCAGAGUUGCUCUGUCCGAUUUACAACUUCUUUGUUGUGGCCUCGCUUUAUGGCAGUGGGCUCCUGCUGACAGCUGUGGCUGUUGGACGUUAUUUGAGUAUUGCCUUCCCAAUCAGCUAUAAAAUUUAUCGCCGUGCUCGCACAUCCUGCAUGAUUAGUGCUCUGUUGUGGGCUGUAGUAUUUAUGCAUCUCAGCUUAGCUUUAGUGGCAGAGAAAGGGGCCUACUUUGUGUCUCCAUUUAAGCCCAACACAUCAACGUGCUAUGAGAACUUUACUCGUGAGCAGCUGGAUAUCUUGGUGCCACUGCGCCUAGAGAUGGCGAUAAUGCUGUUUGCCAUGCCACUUCUGCUCUCUGUGUUCUGCACACUGCGCUGUCUAGCGUUGGUGAAACAAUCAUGCCUUUCGGCUGGCAGCAAGCGUCGCAUCCUGGCCAUGGAACUCUCAGCGCUCGUCGUCUUUGUGGUAUGUUACACACCGUACAACGUAUCUCACGUGGUUGGUUUCAUCAAGGACAACAACACUCACUGGAGACGUGAGGCCAUUGUCUCUAGCUGCUGUAAUGUCUUCCUCGAACCUGUGGUGAUGCUGAUGCUGUCGCCAUCAAGGCCAAAGGACCUACUCUGCAGACUGUGCUUGAAGCAGACCCCCAAGCAACAUCACGAAGGCAUUGUGCAAGCGAAGGACCCUCUGGCAACCAUGCAAAGAGGGACAAUGUCAAUCAAACGACAGUUAGCUUCUGAAUCUGUGAAAGUGACUUAAUAAUAAAGGAACACUUUAUUACAGGAAGACGUAUUACAGUCGAGCUUUUAAAAGGUAACUGAGUUAGUCCUUCUAACUACAUCAAAGAUUUCAGAUGGAUAGAUGGUG
This is a messenger RNA of Ictalurus furcatus (blue catfish), 1249 nucleotides long. Its product is annotated as free fatty acid receptor 2. Gene Ontology annotation, molecular function: bioactive lipid receptor activity. Gene Ontology annotation, cellular component: plasma membrane. The transcript has a single exon. The record is from RefSeq and is a predicted model, not a curated record. Gene Ontology annotation, biological process: response to fatty acid; positive regulation of cytosolic calcium ion concentration; G protein-coupled receptor signaling pathway. The coding region runs from base 110 to 1141 and encodes 343 amino acids. NCBI's taxonomy places the organism in Eukaryota, Metazoa, Chordata, Actinopteri, Siluriformes, Ictaluridae.